AUGCAAAUAUUAAAUCCUUCUGCUUAUCAGAAUAUAAAUAAGAGUGAGGAGAAUAUAUUUUAUGCAUUAAAAAAGAAUUCAAGGUCAUUGGUUCCAGUACCAAGUGAUAACUCAAAAAAGCACAGAUUCUGUGUAGGAACUUUUGAAAAUUCAGACACAAACCAAUUGGAAAUAGUCAGUUUUGACGAGGAAUCCUCUACAAUUUCACAGGAAACAGUCGUAAACAACUUAUUGCCAGUAAACCAAAUUUCUGACUUUUACUCAACUGAAAAUGAAACACACCUGUUAGUGUCAUUUACGAAUUUAUCAGAGAAGGGCUCGUUUUUAUCACUAUUAACAUACAAAUCGGAUAACUCAAAUAGCCACAAUUUCACCAGUAUCGGAGAUAAAUUAUUCAAAAAAUUCAAACAAUUAUCUGUUGACCCGCAUUCUACGUUAAAUUCGACAAGGUUUUCAAUCAUUACCACGGAUUCUCUACACAUUUACUCUAAUUAUAAGGAGGAACUAAAGUAUUCGUGUGACAGAGAAGGUGGAAAUCAAUACUCUAAUAAUUAUUUCGUUGGCAAGUUUGACCCACAUAACAAGGAUCUAUUUACUGUUUCAAUUGAUAACUACUUCAAUACAAUUGAUUUAAGACAAACUCAAGAAAAGUCUUCAGAUAGUAAUAAAGUGUGCAGUAGUACAAGUGUAGGAUACCACAGCGGAAUAAUACUUGACAUAAAUUAUAACCCAAAUGUACCCAAUGAGUUGGUAACAGUGGGUGAGGACACGAUUUUAUUAGUUUGGGACUUGAGGAAUACAUUGAAGCCUGUCAAGUCGUUCAGUACUGGACAUGGUCAUUGGGUAAAGAAGGUGCUUCACAACUCUUUCCACGAUCAUUUGUUACUUACGUCUGGCUCAAACGGUUCAUAUUUACACAUGAUUAACCGAGGAAAGUUGGAUAAUAUUACAACUAAAUCAACGUCAUGCAAGGAUAUAUGCUGGAGUCAUGAUGACGCAUGGAUAUAUUGUAGUUUAUUAAAUAAUAAUUUAAGAAUCGAUACAGUGCCAAGGGAUAUCAAACACUCACUCCUGUCCUAG
This is a messenger RNA of Theileria annulata, 1080 nucleotides long. RefSeq lists its product as uncharacterized. The transcript is spliced from 6 exons. Lineage: Eukaryota; Apicomplexa; Aconoidasida; Piroplasmida; Theileriidae. Gene Ontology annotation, molecular function: protein binding. Gene Ontology annotation, biological process: protein ubiquitination. Bases 1 to 1080 code for a protein of 359 amino acids. The record is from RefSeq and is a predicted model, not a curated record.